AUGAUCGCCACUGCACUCGCAUUGGGAGCACUCGCCGCACCGCUCGUGGCCGCUACGUCCUAUCCGCUCAAGGACUCUUGGUCGGGCGACGGAUUCAUUGACGGAUGGGACUACCCCGCUGCCACCUACGACAACACCACCAGUGGAGAUGUCUUCUGGGCCACUUCCGCCAACACUUCGCUCAUCUACGUCAACGACGCUGGACGUGUGGUUCUCAAGGUUGACAACACGUCUACUGUCGCAUACAACGAGAAGCGCUAUGCACCCGAGCUCAUCUCCAAGACGGGCUAUGCCGCCGGUACCGUCUUUGUCAUGGACGCCGUCCACCUGCCGUACGGCUGCUCGGUCUGGCCCUCAUUCUGGACGCAGGGUACCGACUGGCCCACCAACGGUGAAAUCGACAUUUUCGAGGGUGUCAACUUGCAAACGACCAACCAGAUGGCGCUGCACGCCGAGGGUAACGGCUGCUACGCCUCGGACUCGGUGACCUUUUCGGGCUCCAUGCAGAACACCAACUGUUCGACCUCGUACAACUCCAACGAGGGUUGUUCGGUGCUGGACAACAGCACGGCCAGCUACGGUGCCGCGUUUGCCAGUGCUGGUGGCGGUGUCUUUGUCGCCGAGUAUGCCGAGGAGUGGAUCAAGAUCUGGUUCAUCACGCGUGACAGCGUCCCCAGCUCGCUCAGCUCGAACGCGACCACCAUUGACACCGACGACCUCGGCACUCCCUCGGCAUACUACCCCUCGUCGACCUGUGACAUUGACACCUACUUUGGCGACCAGCGCAUGACUCUGGACAUCACCCUGUGUGGCUCGUGGGCCGGAACCGCCAGUGUCCUGGAGGAGACUUGCGACGCGCUCGUUGGGGACGCGACAUGCUACACCACAUAUGUCGAGGGCACCCAGACUACCACCUACGCGAACGCCUACUUUGAGAUCAACUACGUCAACGUCUACACCAACGCCUCGACCUCGACGAGCAGCUCCAGCAGCUCGGCCGCGAGCUCGCGCAGUGUGGUGCAGUAUGGCGCGGUCGCUGGCGUCGCCGCCGCCGUCAUUGCCCUGCUCAUCUAA
Apiotrichum porosum is the source of this 1074-nucleotide messenger RNA. RefSeq lists its product as uncharacterized. NCBI's taxonomy places the organism in Eukaryota, Fungi, Basidiomycota, Tremellomycetes, Trichosporonales, Trichosporonaceae. Gene Ontology annotation, biological process: glucan catabolic process. The record is from RefSeq and is a predicted model, not a curated record. The transcript is spliced from 4 exons. Gene Ontology annotation, molecular function: hydrolase activity, hydrolyzing O-glycosyl compounds. Bases 1 to 1074 code for a protein of 357 amino acids.